Messenger RNA from Acipenser ruthenus (sterlet), 5143 nucleotides. RefSeq names its product SUMO-activating enzyme subunit 2-like. The transcript has 17 exons. Bases 254 to 2233 code for a protein of 659 amino acids. NCBI's taxonomy places the organism in Eukaryota, Metazoa, Chordata, Actinopteri, Acipenseriformes, Acipenseridae. The record is from RefSeq and is a predicted model, not a curated record. Gene Ontology annotation, cellular component: SUMO activating enzyme complex; cytoplasm. Gene Ontology annotation, molecular function: SUMO activating enzyme activity. Gene Ontology annotation, biological process: protein sumoylation.
CCUGAACUGUCGACGUAUAGUCUAUAAACAAGAAAUACAAUAAUAAAUUAUAAUUAUAUGUGUACUGAUGCAGUUCUUAAUUUGUUACAAAUUAAAAAAAUAACAAAACACGUAACUUUUUAUUUCUCCCUAUUUUACAAUUAAACAAGAACCCCGGUCAUUAUUUAAUGAUGGCAGAGUCCUCCAAGCCCACAGAUGGAGAUGUAGGACUAGCAGCUCCCGCUCGGCGCUGUUCGUUAUCUUCUUGUUUUUGAUGGCCCUUGUCAGUCCGUCUCGGUAUUGUUGCUGUCUUUGCCGCUCCAUGAUGGCGCUGGUGGGAUCCCUCCAUAAAGAGCUAGCCGAGACAGUCUCCUCCUGUCGGGUUCUGGUGGUAGGAGCCGGAGGAAUCGGUUGUGAGCUUCUCAAAAACCUCGUCCUUACCGGAUUCUCCAACAUCGAAGUGAUUGAUCUUGACGUCAUUGAUGUCAGUAAUCUUAACCGUCAGUUUCUGUUCCAGAAGAAACAUGUUGGGAAGUCAAAAGCACAGGUUGCUAAGGAAAGCGUUUUACAGUUUUGUCCCAAAGCCAACAUUACAGCCUACCACGAUAGCGUCAUAAACCCAGAUUACAACGUGGAGUUUUUCAGGAACUUUAUGCUUGUCAUGAAUGCUUUGGAUAACCGAGCCGCCCGUAACCAUGUGAACAGGAUGUGUCUGGCUGCUGACAUCCCCCUGAUAGAGAGCGGGACGGCUGGCUACCUGGGGCAAGUCGCUGUCAUCAAGAAGGGAGUAACAGAGUGUUAUGAGUGCCAACCAAAACCAACACAGAAAACUUUCCCAGGCUGUACCAUCCGCAACACCCCAUCGGAGCCCAUCCACUGCAUCGUGUGGGCCAAGUAUCUGUACAACCAACUCUUUGGAGAGGAGGAUGCGGAUCAGGAAGUCUCCCCAGACACAGCAGACCCUGAAGCUGCCUGGGAGCCAACAGAGACGGCAGCCAGAGCAGGCGCUUCUAAUGAAGAUGGGGACAUCAAGCGAGUCUCCACAAAAACCUGGGCUAAAUCCACUGGCUAUGACCCAGUCAAGCUCUUCAACAAGCUUUUUAAUGAUGACAUCAAGUACUUGCUAACUAUGGACAAGCUAUGGAAGAAAAGGAAAGCUCCUGUCCCCUUGGACUGGAAUGAAGUUCAAAAACUAGAGGAGAGCAGUGACCUCCAGGUGGAGUCCUCCACAGCAGGGCUGAAGGACCAGCAGGUGCUGGAUAUUAAGAGCUGCUCCCAGCUGUUUGCCAGGAGUGUGGAGAGUCUGAGAGCCCAGCUGUGUGAGAAAGGAGACGGAGCAGAGCUUGUGUGGGACAAGGAUGACCCUCCAGCGAUGGACUUUGUGAUGUCAGCAUCCAACCUGCGCAUGCACAUCUUCAGCAUGAACAUGAAGAGUCGCUUUGAUGUGAAGUCCAUGGCAGGGAAUAUUAUACCAGCAAUUGCUACCACUAAUGCAGUAAUAGCAGGCUUGAUUGUACUGGAGGGUCUGAAGAUUUUAUCAGGGAAUAUUGAACAGUGUAAAACAAUCUUUUUGAACAAGCAGCCAAACCCAAGGAAGAAGCUCUUGGUGCCGUGUGCGCUGGACCCUCCCAAUGCCAACUGUUACGUGUGUGCCAGCCGACCGGAGGUGACAGUCAAGCUGAAUGUGCACCAAACACUAGUGCUGAGCUUGCAGGACAAGAUUUUGAAAGAGAAAUUUGGCAUGGUGGCUCCAGACGUUCAGAUUGAGGAUGGUAAAGGGACUAUUCUGAUUUCUUCAGAAGAAGGAGAAACUCAAGGAAACAAUUCCAAGUGUCUGUCUGAAUUUGGAAUCCGUCAUGGAAGCCGGCUGCAGGCUGAUGAUUUCUUGCAAGAUUAUACUCUCUUGGUAAACGUCCUUCACUGCGAGGACCUGGGGAAGGAUGUUGAGUUUGAGGUGGUUGGGGACACCCCUGGAAAGCCCAUAGAGAAAACUACAGAGGAGCCUGCUAAAAGCAUCGCGAAUGGCAGCGAUGAUGGUGCGCAGCCAUCCACUUCGAAAGCUCAAGAUCAGGAUGAUGUGUUGAUUGUCGACUCUGAAGAAGAACCGUCCUCCAGCAGCACCGACGUCAACAUGGAGGGCCCCAACCCCAAGAGGAAGCUGGAGGAGGGGCACGAGAGUGUCCGAGCCAAGAGGAUGUGCACAGACCCACCGGCCGCACAGCAAGAAGAUGAUGACAUCAUCGCGCUGGACUAGACUGCCUCACGGAUUGCGUUAUGUCUGUAAUUGGGCCAUGUGUACAAAUGUCAGAAGAACGCUGUAAAAUGUUAACAAACACCCCUUCACUUUUCUAACCGCCUCACUACUGUUGUGUACCGUAUAUGUGCAAAUAGGUGUGUGUGUGUGUGUGUGUGUAGUUGCUUGUAUUCAGAACUAGUAGUGGAAGAGGUUAGAGACUAUUAGAAACUCAAGUAGAAGGCUUUGUGUGGUCUUUUUUUAUCACAUUUAUUUGAACAACCUGCCACGCUGUAGUAUAGUUAAUGUAAAAACAUCUUUGCCCCCCAUGUUGAGCAUUUACACUCGACCAUAUGUGAGCUUCUGUGAAUUUCAGCUUCAUCUAGAACAGAGGUUCCCAAACUUUUGAUUGCCGCGUACCCCCUUCCAGACCUAUCAACUGUCUGCGUACCCCUAGCAUACGGAUUUAUAUUUUCAUGUUGUUUUUAAUGUAUGCUUUCAUAAUACACAGAUUUAUACACAUACACAAUAAUAUACUUACAAUAUAAAUGACUAUAAUAAUAUAAUUACGGCUUCUGAUUUUAGGGUUUAACCGAUAAAACACCCCUGAUACAAAAAAAUAAAUAAAUAUGUGUAUAAUGAACACCAGAAAAACACUGGAAAUAUACUCAAUUCACAUAACUCAAAAACCUAAUACAUAAAAAACAAGACAAACUACCUUUCCUUAACUUGUAUUGAUUAGUUCUGAAUACUUUCUCGACUGGAGGCUUGUUCGCGGGAUUUAAAGCUAUAUUACAGUUAGGAUACGUAGGAUUUAAAACAGAAUUGCAAAUUGUGGCGAAAUGUAAAAAAAAUGCCUAAACACAAAAAACCCAGAAGAAUGUGUCCGUGACCACAGGGAUUUCAUUGUGGAAGACAACAAAGGAAAGAAGGUACAAAGUGUGGUACUGUACAGUUACUACUUUGUGACAGAAAAAAACCAAGCAUUUUGUAAAGUACAGUAACAGAAAACAAUAAUUUCCUACAGUACAUAAAAAUCGAAAGCUCUGAAAAAAUGAUUUGCAUAAAAAUCGAAAAUAGCUCAUAAGCACCAAAAAAAUGUAAUUAAUAAAAAACUAAAAACAUACGUCAUAAAUAUAAUACAUUUAAUUCGUGUUGUACAGUUAUUGGUGGUGAGAGUUCUGUACGUCACUGUCCCUGUGUAUCCUUGUUCUCAUUGUUACCUCUUGGAGGUUUGCAAUAAACGAGCACACCACAGCAUUGAUCCCAAGUGUCCCGCUGCUGCGAGAUUGUCUUGCAUGGCUCUGUUUGUUUCUCCAUUUCUCUGAAUUUCCAAUGCGUUUUAAAGUUUCGUGUGAGUAUGACAAGUCUUAUGAAAAUGCAAAAAAACAAAACAAAACAAAAAUGUUCGCCAUUACACAAUUUGUCACGCGUACCCCCUAAACACGUCUCGCGUACCACAGUUUGGGAACCUCUGAUCUAGAACACCGGCACAUUGGCCAAAAUAUGAAUCCAAAGCAGUAACUCGCAUAUUCACAGAAAAUAUCAUCUGAAAUGUCUGUUUGUACAAUUAUACAACAUGUACAUAUUGUUGGCAGUUAUAUUUUAACAAACAUGUUGCCCUUUCCCUUAGUUUACAUUUUAUUUUAUUAUUUUUUUUUUAUAACAAAUGCCCCAGCUUGUUAAUGACCAGGCAGUUUAAAAAAUGUCAGAAAAUGUGCACAUGUUUUGAGAAUAAAUUGGCAGCAGUACAAGUAGUGGACAAGUUACAAAAGCCAAAGGGUGUUUAGUAAUGUUUAUAUUUGUAUCAAAGAAAAGCUGUUUUGCAGGUCUUGAAGUCACGGGUGGGUGAAUGGAAUGGUUUACUCUUCACAAUGUAUGCUUUUACAGCUGGCCAGUAUUUGGUGCACAAUUCUGUUUUUUUGAAGAAAUAUGAAUUGUUAAUUGGAAAAUCAUCUUUGAAUAACUAUGUACUGUAUUCCUUUGAAUUUAAGACUCCUACGAAUUUCCCACCCUCAAUUUGACGAAAAAAUAAAACAUCAAAUAAAUAUGCAUUCAUAAAGUUAAAACCUCAAUUACGCAUAUGGAGUUUGCGGCCGUCUGCUGUCACACAGAGCAUUACAGUUAUGUGCUGCUUCUCAUUUCCAGUUGUGAUUACUCGCAUGUGUUUUUCUCCUUUUCUUGGCAGUCGGACGUGUUGCUGUUUGUGUACUCGGGUAGUCAUGUCUUUUUUUUUUUGUUGGCGAUUUUUAAAAAGUGCGUCUUAAGUUCGAAGGAAUACAGUAUAUUGAGUGGAAAGUUUCUUUUUGCCAAUGUAACUGAAGUAGGCCCUGCCUAAAGAACUGAUAUCCAUGGCUGUUAUUUAAAAAAAAAAAAAAAAAAAAAAAUUUAAAUACGCACACAAACAUUUGGCCCUCUUGGCACUAAGAACAUUAGCUCUGGGCCUCCUUUUUUAUUGUUUUUGUUAUGUAAUUCUUUAAUACAGGAUAUGCACGCAUUUCAAAGGCAACUUUUUAUAACAAAAUCUGCGACUUCCUGGUACCUAAUUAUUUUACCAGUUAUUUUAAUUUUGCUGGAUUCAAUUUUUAGUGUUGUGAAGGGCUGACAGCUAUCCUUGUGCACCAUAGCUGAACAUUUUUACACCUAUUCGGUGUAAAGAGGGAAUUUUGAUUAAAAUCUGAUGUUUGAAACACGCGCUUUCUCAAUUUGAACCCGUCAACAGCACUGUUUACAUAUCUGUGAAACACUUUUUUUUUUUUUAUAACCAGUUUAUUUUUCAGUGUACAGGUAUACAGCUAGGUUACAAUGAUGCAAGCCACUUUUUUGUGUGUGUAUUGUUACUGUGCGUUAUUUAUAUUUCACAUUUUUGUAAAACACAACUAUACUGUACCUCUUAAGGACCAAAUAAAGAACGACUAAAUAUUGGUUAUA